Nanorana parkeri is the source of this 5986-nucleotide messenger RNA. It is a transcript of the gene MAGI3, whose product is annotated as membrane associated guanylate kinase, WW and PDZ domain containing 3. The transcript has 21 exons. The record is from RefSeq and is a predicted model, not a curated record. Gene Ontology annotation, cellular component: cytoplasm. Gene Ontology annotation, molecular function: protein binding. NCBI's taxonomy places the organism in Eukaryota, Metazoa, Chordata, Amphibia, Anura, Dicroglossidae. Gene Ontology annotation, biological process: signal transduction. The coding region runs from base 175 to 5121 and encodes 1648 amino acids.
UUUAUUUAGUGACUGUCAUAUGUUUUUGGUGGUUUUAGAUAUUUGAAGACAUCGGCUUGAAGGCUGGAGUUGUCAUCUGUUAAUUGGCGCUAAUAAGGACGUUGUUGGCGUAGUCAGGGCUGUCCACUUUCCCGGGAUAGGUGGGCUCAGACCUCAUCUCCCGUAUGAGGCACCAUGUCCAAGACCCUGAAAAAGAAGAAGCAUUGGCUGAGCAAAGUGCAGGAAUGCGGGUUAUCGGGAGUGGGCGGUGAUCCUAGUGCCCUCCUGGAGAUCCGCGGGGGCGCCGAGCAUGGAGAGUUUCCUUAUUUGGGCCGCCUCCGAGAAGAUGCAGCCACCUACAUUGCUGGCAAGGUACCCAACCAAGGAGAUGUACUGUUGGAAGUGAACGGCACACCGGUCAGCGGCCUUACUCAUCGAGAUACGCUAGCUGUGAUAAGGCACUUCAGGGAGCCUAUUCGACUAAAGACCGUCAAACCUGGUAAAGUUAUAAAUAAAGACCUCCGUCAUUAUCUUAGUCUACAGUUCCAGAAGGGAUCCAUAGAUCACAAGCUACAACAAGUAAUCAGAGAUAACCUCUACUUAAGAACAAUACCAUGUACAACACGAUCACCAAGAGAUGGUGAAGUCCCAGGUGUUGAUUAUAAUUUCAUUACAGUGGAACAGUUCAAAGCAUUAGAAGACAGUGGAGUUUUGUUGGAGAGCGGAACAUAUGAUGAUAACUUCUAUGGCACUCCAAAACCACCAGCUGAGCCGAGUCCCUUCCAACCUGAUCCUGUGGAUGGAGCCCUAUUUGAUGCAGACUUUGACACAGAGGUUACGAGGAAGAGAACCACAUCUGUCAGUAAAAUGCAACGCACAGACUCUUCUCUCCCUGAAGAAGAGGAGGAGGAGGAUAGAGAAGCUGUCAAUGGCAGCAGUGGAAGCACAGAGCACAGACCAGAAUCUGCAGAGUGGGGAAAAACUGUCCCUAGCUACAACCAGACCAAUAGUUCUAUGGACUUCCGAAACUAUUUAACACAAAGUGAAAACCUUGAACCCCUUCCAAAAAACUGGGAAAUGGCCUACACAGAAGCAGGCAUGAUCUACUUCAUAGACCAUAACACAAAAACAACAACUUGGUUGGAUCCACGCCUGUGCAAGAAAGCAAAAGCUCCAGAAGACUGUGAUGAUGGUGAACUUCCAUAUGGUUGGGAAAAGAUAGAAGAUCCACAAUAUGGGAUCUAUUAUGUUGACCACAUUAACCAGAAAACACAGUUUGAAAAUCCAGUUCUUGAAGCUAAAAGAAAGAAGCAGCUUGGCCAGCUGGGUCUGCCUCCGCCUGAAGGGGCAAUAAUUCCUGAGCCUGACAAGUCCCCAUUCACCAGAGAUCCAGCACUGCUAAAGGGAGCAACAUUGCGCACAUCUCUUAAGAAAAGUGCUAUGGGAUUUGGAUUCACGAUUAUUGGAGGAGACAGACCAGAUGAGUUCUUGCAGGUGAAAAACGUUCUCAAAGACGGUCCAGCUGCACAAGACGGGAUAAUAGCUCCAGGUGAUGUCAUCAUGGAGGAGUGGAAUGGAACCUGUGUUCUUGGUCACACGCAUGCAGAAGUUGUUCAAAUGUUCCAGCUUAUUCCCAUUAACCAGUAUGUGAAUAUGACACUAUGCAGAGGCUAUCCUCUUCCUGAAGAUAGUGAUGACCCUGUAGCUGAUAUUGUUAAUAAUACUCCACCAGUAAUAAAUGGGCAGUUGACUACACAAGGAGAAAACAUGGGAAGCCAGGACUUGACGUCUGGAGUAGUUGUUUUGGACCACAAUAGGAAACCAGGCCAUGUGUUGGUCAAUGGGCGACUGAAUGGACCUACACAGGAUUUACAAGAUCAAAGGACAUCUAUGGCAUCAUCUGGGACAUCACAGCCUGAGCUAGUGACCAUUCCUUUAUUAAAAGGCCCCAAAGGUUUUGGUUUUGCCAUCGCUGAUAGUGCAAUGGGGCAGAAAGUGAAAAUGAUUUUGGAUAGUCAGUGGUGUCCAGGACUUCAGAAGGGGGAUGUAAUAAAAGAAGUCUGUCAUCAGAAUGUGCAGAGCCUGACACACAUACAAGUUGUUGAAGUCUUGAAGCAGUUUCCAGUGGGAGCUGAAGUGCAAUUACUCGUUUUAAGAGGAGGUCCUCCAUCACCAACCAAAAUAACAAAAGUGGUGAGUACUGACAAACCAGAGCUGACUGGUAGUGUUGAAGCAAUUGGCACAACUGAACCUUUACCACAGCCCUUACCCUUCCCACCAAACCUUGCACGAUCUAAUUCUCCAAAGCUUGACCCUUCAGAGGUGUACAAGAAAUCAAAGAACAUCUUUGACGAUAAGCCUCCCAAUACAAAGGACUUGGACGUUUUCCUACGAAAACAAGAAACUGGCUUUGGAUUUCGGGUUCUCGGGGGAGAUGGUCCAGACCAGGCAAUUUAUAUUGGAGCCAUUAUACCUUUAGGAGCAGCUGAAAAAGAUGGACGACUUCGAGCUGCAGACGAGCUAAUCUGUAUUGAUGGUGUACCUGUGAAGGGGAAGUCCCACAAGCAGGUCCUAGAUUUAAUGACAAAUGCUGCUCGUAAUGGUCACGUGCUGCUUACAGUGAGAAGACAGAUCUACUACUCGGACAAAGGGCAAGAGGAGGAGGACCCGCAGCAUACUGCCCCUGAACCUAAUGGCUCUCCAAAGCUCAAUCGCAUUGAAGUAUCUGCAGCUCCAAAGGCACCAGAGGCAUAUGAUGUUGUCUUACAACGGAAAGAAAAUGAAGGUUUUGGGUUUGUCAUUCUGACUUCCAAAAACAAGCCCCCUCCAGGAGUUAUUCCUCACAAAAUUGGACGUGUAAUUGAAGGUAGUCCUGCUGACCGAUGCAGAAAGCUGAAAGUUGGAGACAGGAUCUCAGCUGUUAAUUGCCAGUCAAUUGUGGAGCUGUCCCAUGAUAACAUUGUACAGCUUAUAAAGGAUGCUGGAAACACUGUCACCCUGACAGUGAUUGCGGAAGAAGAACACAGAGGCCCUCCAUCUGGUUCGAAUUCUGCAAGACAGAGCCCUGCUCCUCAGCAUCGUGCCAUGGGACAAGCACAACCGAAUUAUGGCACAUUAGACAGAAAAGCUCUGGAUGCAGACAGCAGUAAAGGAGAUCCUUCUGCCCCAUACGGGUUCCUAUGGUCUGAUCACAAACCUGAUGCUGUACAUACCUUACCUUUAGGAGGCAGACACUCACAGCAUGUGGGUUGUUAUCCUGUGGAGCUGGAGCGAGGACCUAGGGGCUUUGGGUUUAGCCUUCGUGGCGGAAAAGAGUACAACAUGGGACUAUUUAUUCUCCGGCUCGCAGAAGAUGGGCCAGCCAUCAAGGACGGGCGUAUUCACGUUGGGGACCAGAUAGUGGAAAUUAAUGGAGAGCCCACACAAGGCAUCACUCACACACGGGCCAUUGAGCUGAUCCAAGCUGGUGGGACAAAAGUUCUCCUGUUACUAAGGCCGGGGACAGGGCUUAUUCCAGAUCACGAUGAUCCGGACAGUACUCAUCCAUUAUUUGAAAAUGUAAUAUAUGAUGACAAUUCAGCCUUUUUAUCAACCUCAUACGUGCAUCCAAAUUCUGAGGUUUUUCAUUCACUGGCACCUGAUGAAGACAUUUUGGAAGUCCGUGAGACUGAAAAAAUUGAUUUUGCAAAUGAUAUACAGCAAAAUAAAGAUAUCACAGUUUUGCCUAUGGGUAACAUCAAUAAGAAGGAAUAUAAGCUAGAACCGCUGGCGUCUUCAGUUCAACACAAAGGCAAGCAAAGAGAAAGGUCUGAGAGCCCCAAAAACUCUUCCAAAAAUAAACCACUUGAAUCUGGGAAAGAAAGUGGUGCAAAAAGAGAGAGAGGGCGAUCAGCAAGUCCCAAGAAGAGUGAGAGCAAUAUAUCUGAAAGACACCAGAGUUCCCGACAGACUGAUUCAAAACGUAUACACAAAGAAAUCCGAGAAAGAUCUUUAAGCCCCAGAAAAUCAUAUCAUAAAACGGACACUGAAAAUUAUGCUGCCAAAGAUAAAGACAAAAGGGGACACAGACACAGAGGAAGAUCUGCCAGUCCAAAAAAGUCUUACAGAAAAGAGGAAAAAGAGAAACAAAGUGGUGAAGCUGAAGAUGCAUCAAAAAAACAGCAAAAUGCAGUUAAUGCAGAUCGACUGAUGGAUAAAAAGGACAAAAGGUCAGUAAGAGAAGAUAAAAAAGAAAAGAGUAAGGUAAAUGAAAAGCUUGAGGAAUCAAAGAAGGACACAAGGGAAGACAAACUUAGGAGAGAGGAGAGGGAAGAUAAGGCUAGGAGUGAGGAGAUAUCCCGAAGGCAAGAAAGAGAGGGAAAACACAGGAAAGAGGACAGAGAGGAAAAACUCAGAAGGGAGGAUAUACUUAGAAGGGAGGAGAAAGAUGACAAGCACAGAAAAGGAGACAGGGAGGAUAAGCAGAUGCGAGAUGACCGAAACAAGAAAGAAGAGCGGGAAGAGAAAGUCAAGAGAGAAGAAAGAGAGGUUAAGUACUGGAGGGAUAACAAAACCAAGAGGCAAGAUAGAGAAGCGCAACCCAGAAGAGAAGGAAGGCAGGAGAAACAUAAUGGAGAGGACAAACACAGGGGGGAGGUACGGGAGGAGAAGCUAAAGUCAGAAGAGAGGGAGGACAAAAUCAGGAAACACCAUGGGUUCAAAAGAGAAGAUAGGGAUGAGAAAUCCAAAGGAGAUGUCCGAGAGUCAAAAAAUGAUAAAAAACUGGAUGAGAGACAUGAAAAGUCAAGACGAGAAGACAGUCUACAUGAUGUUAACAACAAGAAAACCCCAGAACAGAAAAGUAAACAAAUGGAGGAAAAAUCUCAAAGAAAUUACACUGAGUAUGAGCAGAAAAAACGUGAAAAUGAACGAAUAAAAAAAGAUCUGAUCCUUAAAGCCAAACGAGCAGAAAAGGACUCCCAGAGUGAACCAUCUGCUACUCAUCAUGAGCCACAAGUCAAGAAUCCUACAGCUGAAGCUACAGAGAAAACCAAAGAUGAAGGAGCAUCACGGACAACAGGAAAGAAAUCACUGAUAACUCCAGGACCAUGGAAAGUUCCCAAUUCAAAUAAAGUUUCUGAUGCUGACGAAUUGAAUAUAUAGACCACUACUCCACAUGCUGCCAGCUGAGUUCAGCGUAUGUAUUUAGACUUCUUAAACCUUAACCUGCAUGAAGGAUAUUUUGGAUUUUGCUUGCAGGGAAUGGUCUUCCACAAGCUUGAGCUCCAUGUUAGUCUAUGAAGGUGUACUGUCACACUUUUUGGACUUUGCUGCUACAAAAUAAGUUGGGACAGUGUUGUACAGAUCCUGAUCAUGUGAUCAUGGCUCCACUACUUGUGCCAAUUUUAUCUUCCUGUUCAGUUUAUUUCCUUUGUCUGUGUAAAAUGUAAACUUGUCUUUUACAUAGCCAAAAAAGCCUGGCUGAAAUAUUUGACUAGCAUGUUGCAUGUGUACAAAACUGUAACAGAAAAUACAAGUUAUUGAUGGUCAAAGAAAGAAAGAACUAUACGGGGCAUAGUGCCAUGUAAAACAUACCACUGACCUUUUACUCCUGUGUAAAAAAUAGCCUCCAAAUACACAUAAUAUACAGAACAGGAAGCUUUUUUUUAUAAAGAACAAAUUGGGGUUCAGUUACCCCAGCCACCAAGUUUUCUACUUUUAAUAAGAGCUUAUUGUAAUAACUAUAUACGCACUUGUCCAGAAAGUGCAGAAGAAUAACUUUUGCUCCUGUCUGCUUCUUUCCUAAAUGAGUUUUAUCAUGAUACACAUGACUGAAUACAAAAGAACAAACAAAACAAUAUAUGCAGUAAACUGAGCAGCAUGCAUUUCAUGGGCUUUUGAAAUAAUGUUUUUGAAUAGCUUGAUUAUAGUUGCAUGAGAGGAAAAAGCUUUUUCAGGUCAAUGGAAGAAAAGUGUGGCUUGGGUGAAGGAAACAUUGUAAGUAUUUGAAACAACUUAUAUAAUUUGC